UGCAAUUUCUGCAGGACUGCCAGACGGCAUGGGAUGAGUUGUUGCCUGGUUGGGGGGGCGCCCAUCCGGACUGCAGCAGUGCACAGGGCAUCACAUGUGACAGCAACGGGAUGAUCUUGGAGAUGAGUCUACCUGAGCUCAGUCUAAGCGGGUCCAUCCCGGAUUCCAUCAGCGCCCUCCGAGAGCUCUCUCUUCUAUAUCUUAUAAAAAAUUGGUGCACUGCCACAAUCCCCACUACAAUCGGCGUCCUCACAAACCUGCAGCAACU
Messenger RNA from Closterium sp. Naga37s-1, 268 nucleotides. The record is from the annotation of a GenBank genome assembly. Lineage: Eukaryota; Viridiplantae; Streptophyta; Zygnematophyceae; Desmidiales; Closteriaceae.